This is a messenger RNA of Psilocybe cubensis, 1560 nucleotides long. RefSeq lists its product as uncharacterized. Gene Ontology annotation, molecular function: protein kinase activity; ATP binding. Bases 1 to 1560 code for a protein of 519 amino acids. The transcript has 12 exons. NCBI's taxonomy places the organism in Eukaryota, Fungi, Basidiomycota, Agaricomycetes, Agaricales, Agrocybaceae. Gene Ontology annotation, biological process: protein phosphorylation. The record is from RefSeq and is a predicted model, not a curated record.
AUGGAAUCUCACCACCAAGAUCCAGAGGAGCUUUAUGUCAAGCAGGACAGAAUUGGUAAAGGCUCCUUUGGUGAGGUCUAUAAGGGUUACGACAAGCGAACUCAGAAGACUGUCGCCAUCAAGAUUAUCGAUCUUGAGAGUGCCGAAGAUGAGAUUGAAGAUAUACAACAGGAAAUUCAAAUUCUGUCGCAGUUAGAUUCCCCUCAUGUUACCAAAUAUCACGGUUCGUUCCUUAAAGGAUCAAACCUAUGGAUUGUUAUGGAGUAUUGUUCUGGUGGCUCAUGUUCUGACCUGAUGAAACCUGGUGUUUUUCGAGAAGAAUAUAUUGCAAUCAUCGUCCGAGAACUACUUCGUGGUCUUGAAUAUCUGCAUGGCGAAGGCAAGCUGCACCGUGAUAUUAAAGCUGCGAAUAUAUUGCUCUCCGCAGGCGGUGAGGUGAAAUUAGCAGAUUUCGGUGUUUCUGGGCAGCUGUCUGGGACAUUGUCAGCAAAGAAAAAUACUUUUGUUGGGACACCCUAUUGGAUGUCCCCUGAAGUAAUAAAACAGAGUGGCUAUGACCAUAAGGCUGAUAUCUGGAGCUUGGGCAUUACAGCCAUUGAGUUGGCUAAAGGGGAGCCACCUUAUGCUGAAUUACAUCCUAUGAAGGUUCUGUUCUUAAUACCUAAGAAUCCUCCUCCAACACUGGAUGGAAAUUUUUCCAAACCGUUCCGUGAAUUCGUUUCAUUCUGCCUGCAACGCGACCCACGGGAGCGACCGUCAGCAAAGGACCUCUUAAAGCACAAGUUCGUUCGUAUGGCAAAGAAAACCAGCUACUUAACCGAGCUGAUCGAACGGCAUGAACGAUGGAAAGCAGAAGGUGGAGGCAGGCAGGAAGAGAACGAUAAUGACGUGGACAACGACCUACAGGAAAAUGGCGAUCAAGAUGAUUUAUGGGAUUUCGGAACUGUACGACAUGGAGGACGACCAAACACUAUUGGGAGGUCUCAGAAUUCAGUGCGGGUCCCUGGUCCUCCCUUGACAUGGGAAAACAAUUCGCCUACUUCUCCGCAGCACGAAGAGCCACCGCAUUCGCCAUCUAGACGGGUUGUAUCCGGAGCUUCAUACAGUUCCUCUGUCACUACGAAGGGCGAACUCCCUCCUUUGCCUCCUUCUGCUGGCACGCCACGGUUUGAACAAAGCACCGUUCGGCACAUGCCCCAACCGGUGGAAAGACCAAAAGGCGGUUCACCUGUAGUUGUAGAACAGCAUCUGACGGACGAAUAUGACGAUUACGAUGACCAAUUUGUUGAUACCUACUCAUCUGCCAAAUCGGGAAUGCUGCAACAGAAAAUGCAGGAGAUCCAUCUGGAGGAGGAUCUCCCAGACACCACCAUGCUCGACUCGGUUAUUCUGCCUGCCAUUGCUUCGUUAUUUCCUAGAGUUUCAUCACAAGAGGCACGAGUUGCUUUGAGUGCUCUGCAAAGGGCAUUUACAGAUGCGGAGAGGAUUAUUCCUGGUGUGACCCUCGAGCUUGUUAACGAGAUUGUGGAUUCGGUUGAACACGUUGAGGAUGAUCGAUGA